Messenger RNA from Megalobrama amblycephala (Wuchang bream), 1482 nucleotides. Its product is annotated as verrucotoxin subunit beta-like. NCBI's taxonomy places the organism in Eukaryota, Metazoa, Chordata, Actinopteri, Cypriniformes, Xenocyprididae. The transcript is spliced from 4 exons. The record is from RefSeq and is a predicted model, not a curated record. The coding region runs from base 1 to 1482 and encodes 493 amino acids.
AUGGAGUCAGUGGGAGUGAAUGUGAUCAAAACAGUGGCUCUUGGGAGACCCUUCCAGCUCGGCAUGCUGUAUGACUGCAGAAAGGACGCCUUCAUACCAGGGAUCAGACUUUGGGAUAAAGAACAGCUGAAGCAAAAUACAAGCACUAGUACACAGAUUAACACAGGAUUCAAUAUCACAGCUUCAGACUCUAUUCAGGACAAAUCUAAAUUAAUGAAUGUUGACGGUGGACUCAAACUGAGUCUUUUAGGUGAUCUCAUCCAAGUUAGUGGAGCAGCGAAAUAUCUCACAGACACCAAGACGUCUUUCCUACAGCAGAGACUGACACUGCAUUAUCAUUCAACCAGCAGAGAAGUUUCAUCUGAUGAGGACAAAACCAAAGUAGAAGGAGAAGUAAGACUGGUCCUUGAGAAACUGCAGGGCAUCAUUGCAGUAGAUGCGAACGUUGAUUUCAGCAUGAAUGACAAUCAGAAAUCUGCAGUCAGCAACUUCACUUGUACAUUUUAUGGCGACUUCCAGUUACCGUCUAACCCGACCUCUUUUGAAGAUGCAAUGAAGGUUUUUGCUGAUCUUCCAAAACUGAUGAAAGAAAAUCAAAAACUCCUGGGAGAGAAGGAAGACCUUGGGGUUCCUCUGAGAGUUUGGCUUUAUCCUCUGGAUAAACUUCACUCAAGAGCUUCAAAACUUCAGAAAAACAUCAGCAUGGAUCUAAUCAUGAAGAUUGAAUCAGUGAUUGAGAGUUUAAAUACUGCUGAGAUGAAAUGCAGUGACCUUCUGAAAGACUCUCCUGCUCUGAUGUUUGCUGCAUUUCAUGAUAAAAUACUGGAAAUGAAGGAGAACUGCUACACAUAUAAGUUGAGGCUCAUGAGUAAACUUGGCUCUUUGCUGCCAAACAUCCGUGGGAAUGUGAUAAAGGAAACUGCGCUGAAUGAACUUCUAAAAGAGCAUGAUGAAUCUCCAUUCAGAGGAAGUGACCUCACAGAAUGGCUGAAAGAGAGAGAAAGAGAGUCUGAGAUCAUUAAAACAGUCCUCAGACAGCUGAAGGAUGCUGGUGCACAGGUAGAAGUCAACAUAGAUGCCAUCUUGAUGGAUCUGGAGAUUGGAAAUCUGGUCAGUUACACGUUCACAUCAUUGAACUGCUCAGACAGGCUCCUUCUUAAACAAAAGGCCAAUCUGAAUCCUUCAACAAAAGAAGAAACUGAUGAGAAACAUCCUGAUUUCAAGCAGAAGUCUUGGCUCAGUACUGAAAUUAAGAAGACUAUGAGGAGAAACUUGAUGAUUUUUAAGAAUUUGAUAGAUUCAAAAGACCGUGAACCAGCCAAGUUUAUUGUGUCAUCAAAGGAAAUGGUGAAUAAUCCUGGUUCCUGCAUUCUUCUGUAUGAAAGUGAAUGUGGUGAAGGUGUUUGCUUUACUCCUCCAUCCAAACCAGCCUAUCCAGUCAUUGAAGAGGUCAAAGUUUUCACGGUGGAAUUGAAGAAUUGA